Molecule: messenger RNA, 473 nt
Organism: Telopea speciosissima
Lineage: Eukaryota; Viridiplantae; Streptophyta; Magnoliopsida; Proteales; Proteaceae
Product: flowering-promoting factor 1-like protein 3
Exons: 2
Coding region: 70-414 (114 amino acids)
Biological process (GO): regulation of flower development
Source: RefSeq, a predicted model, not a curated record
CUUCUCUGUCUCUGUUCUUACAGUUACAGCUUAAUUCCUUCAUUACUCAUCAUCACUAAGCUCUUAGAGAUGUCUGGAGUGUGGGUUUUCAAGAACGGCGUGGUUCGCCUGGUCGAGAAUCCGGGGACGGAGACAUUGGACGGCGGUCGUCAAGCCUCAAACUCCGGUCGUCGGAAUAAAGUUUUGGUUCAUACACCCAGUAACGAGGUGAUUACUUCAUACUCUGUACUAGAGAGGAAACUAUUGGGGUUAGGGUGGGAAAGGUACUACAAUGACCCAGACCUGCUUCAAUUCCAUAUACGUUCCACGGUUCACCUCAUCUCUCUCCCUAAAGACUUCACCAAGUUCAAAUCCAUGCACAUGUACGACAUCGUCGUUAAGAACCGUAAUUGUUUUGAAGUUAGGGAUAUGUAGCUCUUCUCUUCCCCUACCCCUUUCUUCUUCUAUCUUCUCCUCCAUUGCAAUCGAUCCCC